Myxocyprinus asiaticus (Chinese sucker) is the source of this 4152-nucleotide messenger RNA. It is a transcript of the gene rela, whose product is annotated as v-rel avian reticuloendotheliosis viral oncogene homolog A. Gene Ontology annotation, cellular component: cytoplasm. Gene Ontology annotation, molecular function: RNA polymerase II cis-regulatory region sequence-specific DNA binding; DNA-binding transcription factor activity, RNA polymerase II-specific. The coding region runs from base 275 to 2155 and encodes 626 amino acids. The record is from RefSeq and is a predicted model, not a curated record. NCBI's taxonomy places the organism in Eukaryota, Metazoa, Chordata, Actinopteri, Cypriniformes, Catostomidae. Gene Ontology annotation, biological process: innate immune response; inflammatory response; regulation of transcription by RNA polymerase II. The transcript has 11 exons.
GUUUUGAGAGUGUGAAUGCUUUCGUGUGUUGUGUGUGUGUGUGUGUGAGAGAGUGUGUUUUGAGUGUGUGUGUUUGUGUGUGAGUGUGUUUUGAGUGUGGUGUAAAGUGCGUCAUCCGGGUAUUUCCGCGCGCAAUAGCAGCAGGGCGUGUCGCGUGCUCGGACAACUUUCGAUUCGCGGAGUCGCACGGAAGACAAGCGUCGUUUAAACUUCACCGAAGUACCGAAACGUCAAAGACCGACCGAGUGCGACUCGAGCUGGAGUGACAGGCGUUAUGGACGGGUUGUUUCAAGCCUGGGGGACGCCCACCAUGUCUCAAGGCCAUCCGUACGUUGAGAUCAUCGAGCAGCCCAAAGCGAGAGGGAUGCGUUUCCGCUAUAAAUGUGAAGGACGAUCUGCUGGCAGCAUUCCAGGAGAAAAGAGUAAUGACACAACCAAAACACACCCCGCCAUCAAGGUUCACAACUACAACGGACCGCUGAGAGUGCGGAUCUCCUUGGUAACCAAGAACCAGCCGUACAAGCCACACCCACAUGAGCUGGUGGGCAAAGACUGCAAACACGGAUAUUAUGAAGCUGAUUUACAGGAGCGGAGGGUACACAGUUUCCAGAAUCUGGGUAUUCAGUGUGUGAAGAAAAAGGAUGUGGGAGAAGCCGUUUCCUGUCGGCUACAAACACAAAACAACCCCUUUAAUAUUCCUGAAGCGAAGAUCUGGGAGGAGGAAUACGAUCUGAACGCCGUGCGUCUGUGUUUCCAGGUGUCAAUCACUCUACAGAGCGGCGAGCUGUUUUCUCUGGAGCCUGUUGUGUCUCAGCCCAUCUAUGACAACAGAGCUCCAAACACUGCUGAACUGAAGAUCUGCCGCGUGAACAGAAACUCCGGCAGCUGUCGAGGAGGAGACGAGAUCUUUUUACUGUGUGAUAAAGUGCAGAAAGAGGACAUUGAGGUGCGGUUUUUCCGUGACUCGUGGGAAAGUAAGGGCUUGUUCUCGCAGGCAGACGUUCACAGGCAGGUGGCCAUCGUGUUCCGCACCCCGCCGUACCACGACACCAACCUGACGGAACCAGUGCGCGUGAAAAUGCAACUGCGCAGACCGUCUGACCGAGAGGUCAGUGAGCCCAUGGACUUCCAGUACCUGCCCUCCGACCCCGAUGAGCAUAGAUUAAUAGAGAAAAGGAAGAGAACUGAAGGAAUGCUGCAGAACCUCAAACUGACCGGCAUCAUCACAGGGUCUUCAGUGCCUACAGACAGAAGGCCGUUUAAUACGGCUAAAAGAAUUCUGCCCAUCUCUAAACCCACAGCUGCAUCAAAUCUGACAACAGUUCCUGCUGCAUAUCCAGGUCAAUCAGUUAAGCUGUCGUCCUCUCACUUCAAUCCAGCACCUGGUCAGCUCUUCACCCAGCAAACACAGAAUUUACUCAAAGUGGAGCCGUCCACAUCUACUAGUGAAACUUGGAAGUUCCUCAACAGCCUGACCAUGGACCCUCAACCCAAAGCUGUGGCCUUCCCAAGUCAAGCCUCUGCUUCUGCCCCACUUCCCCAAGACUUCCCCACUGUUAACCUGUCUGAUCUGCAUGACUUUCCAUUUAACACCUUCACCGCAAGACCACAGGAUCCUGUCAACACCGGAACUGGAGUGGAGGCCGUCGGGAGCUCCAGUGCAGUCACCCAAGACAACCAAAACCCAUUUGGCGCUGGAGCCUUCAGAGUUGACGCUUCCCUACCUGAAGAUGAUCUUCCAGAGAUGAGCUUCCCAAGUUUCCCUGAUCCGCAAGGCUCUGACGUUGACAACAUUAACAUCGAUGACUUCCAGGCACUGCUAGGACAGAGUGGACUUCCUGGAGAAACGGGACUCGGUGCGAUGGGGAAUUCCUUAAUCGGGAAGUCUGCGUGCCAGAUCACCACGACAAAUGCGGCUGGUGACGUGCUAGAGCAGUCGGCCAAUCACAUGGGGAACAACUCCACCUGGAUGACUUUCCCGCCAAGCAUCGCCAACUUGUUACAAAACGAGAACAUGAUGGACAGCCCAUCGGCCCCGCCCUCUGCAUCUGCUGUUCUCGAUGACCUUGAAAUGCUGAAUUCGAUGGAUGAGGACCGCCUCAUGUCCAUCUUCACCAGCAACAACCAAAGCUUCUUGUCUGGACACCCGACCUAACCAUUUUUUUUUACAAGUACCUUAUUGAGACUGACAACUUGUGUUCAAAUUAACCUUAAAUGGAAGACUGUAGAUAAAAACUGGGGUUGUCUUCUCUUACUUUUAAUAGACUUUCAUGUACAGAUGAAUCUUACUUGUUGGAAUCCGUGGGGCGAGGUGAAGGAAACCAUUUGAAGAUGUUGUAGACUGAUCAAUCAGUAUACAAUAGUGGGUGGUGGUUUUGAAUCAUAAAAUAUCUAUUUUCUGUUAUAUAUCUUACCUUGUGGGGCAAAAGCAGGCUAGCCAGCUUUAAAAUGAAUAAACCUCUAUACAUCGACUCCUAAAGCCUGAAUACGACGGUUGUGUAAACAAAGCUAAUCACUGACCAGAAAUUUCAGCAUUAUUGCCAAGUAACUACUAAAAACUUAUGAGUUUAUUUGAAUAACCAAUAUUGAGCUAUAGGUCAUUGCAGAUCUUUAGAGAAUCUUAAGCCACGUACAGAGCUCCAUUUUUAGUUUCCUACCAUAAUCGUUUUCCAAAGUAUGUGAUAAUGGAGAGUAGGGCUGGGUAAAAAUAUUGAUUUUCUGAUUAAUCGUGAUCUUCAUUUGAAAAGUUCCAAGAUCAGCCCUCUACAAUGGAGUCAAUCACUUGCAUAUGCGACCAAAUGUCAUGUUACGCGUCUAUAAAUGUCUGCGAUUCUCCACUGGCUGGUAAAUGUUGAUAUUUCACUUAGCAGUGAUUGAGUAGUAUAGUGGUGAAGAAGUUAAGCAGCGAGAUCUUUUCACUGAGAGUAAAGGUUUGGUUUGACUCAUUCUGUGUAAUGUCAAAAUGAAUCAGUACCCAGCGUUUUCCAAGCAACACUCCGUUUUGGUGGAGGAAAGUGCCUUUCUGGUGUGGAAGAGAGGCAUAAACUUAGCGAAAUCAAUGUGUUUUGUAAGGGAUAAUGUACAGUCAGCUGAUUGUUAUCGCAAAAUAAACCUAACUGGUGAUCAUCUUGUUUCAGCCUGAAGGGAUUUCUUUUGAGAUAACAAUCGUCUGACUGCUCAUUAUCCGGCUUAUUACACGGCUACUUGGCAAAAAAGUAAAUAAAUGGACGUGUAACAUUGAUUUGAGUUGAAAUUAUUGUAUUAGCUUGCUUAUAGAGAUUGCACAGUGAUUCGAGAAGUAGGAAAGUUAGGUCGCAAUACCCGACCUGAUACGUGAAUGUCCAGUUGUUACUGAGAAAUAUCAGACCGCUAGAUAGCACCAUUGACCAAUCAGAAUCCAGUAUUCCAGAGUGCCAUGUAAUAACAGAAGAAAACGUACUGGGCUGGAAGUGACCUUAGGCAAGGGAUUCUUGAUGAGGUCCGGGAAUAUUCAAAUAAUUUAGAAAAAAAUUAAAUUUAAAGGAAUAUACUAGGGUUCAGUGCAAGUUGAGCUCAAUUGACAGAAUUUGGGACAUAAUGAUGAUUACCACAAAAAUGAAUUAAUUUCCUGGUCUCAGCUUGGAUUGGCCUUUUUUUAGCAUUUGAUCAAGGCCUUAGUGCCACUCCAUUUUUGUUGUGUUUAUUGGACGUCACAGGUUUGUCGUUUUAUGUACUUUGCUUUUUUCUGGUGAUCCGUUACGAACUUUAUGCUCCAGUUAUAAUCUGACAAUAUUUGGCGGUUUUUGUUAAGACUACCACUGACAGAAGACUUUUUGGUUGUAUUUGUUGUAUACUGACAUCUACGCAACAGUGUAGUCAUCAGUGCCAACAGUGUGCUGUGCGAAAGGGAAUGGACACAACCUAAAGAACUGUGUGUUUUAAGUUUUAUUGUUGAAUUCUGUCAUGUUUUAAGAUUUGUACAUUUACGAUAAACAAUCUUAUUGCAAUUAGGAAAUGUGUGAAACGUGUUUCCAUUGUAAAGAUAGAUGCAGAAAAUAUUAAUGACAGGUCAUGGGUAAUGCAGUAUCAGUCACCAAGUUAGUACUUCAGUUAUUGAACUGUUGUAUGUCUUGCAAUAAUAAUGCUGAAGCUCUAUAUGGGGGGGGGGGGGGG